AUGGGGAAAAUUACUUCCAAAACUUAUUUAUUGUUCAUUAACAGGCCAGCAGAAAAAGAAAAACCGCCGACCGCUAAAACAGACGAGGGGAUUUCUACCCAGCUACCCGUUACACGAAAAGCGAUUUCUUCAAAACCACCGAACACUAAACCAGAUUCUAGCCCGCUACCCGUUAUAACAAAAGCGAGUACAUCAAUUCCACCGACCACUAAAACAGUAGGGGACUCCUCUACCCCGCUACUCGUUACACCAAAAGCGAGUACAUCAAUUCCACUGACCACUAAAACAGUAGGGGACUCUUCUACCCCGCUACUCGUUACACCAAAAGCGAGUACAUCAAUUCCACCGACCACUGUACGAGAAGAAGGUUCUUCUACCACACUAUCCAAUAAAACAGAAACGAGUCCAACAACUUCACCGACCACUGAACGAGAAGAGGGUUCUUCUACCACACUAUCCAAUAAAACAGAAACGAGUCCAACAACUUCACCGACCACUGAACGAGAAGAGGGUUCUUCUACCACACUAUCGAAUAAAACAGAAACGAGUCCAACAACUUCAGCGACCACUGAACGAGAAGAGGGUUCUUCUAACAGACUAUCCAAUAAAACAGAAACGAGUCCAACAACUUCACCGACCACUGAACGAGAAGAGGGUUCUUCUACCAUACUAGCCAAUAAAACAGAAACGAGUCCAACAACUUCACCGACCACUGAACGAGAAGAGGGUUCUUCUACCAUACUAGCCAAUAAAACAGAAACGAGUCCAACAACUUCACCGACCACUGAACGAGAAGAGGGUUCUUCUACCACACUAUCUAAUAAAACAGAAACGAGUCCAACAACUUCACCGACCACUGAACGAGAAGAGGGUUCUUCUACCACACUAUACAAUAAAACAGAAACGAGUCCAACAACUUCACCGACCACUGAACGAGAAGAGGGUUCUUCUAACAGACUAUCCAAUAAAACAGAAACGAGUCCAACAACUUCACCGACCACUGAACGAGAAGAGGGUUCUUCUACCAUACUAGCCAAUAAAACAGAAACGAGUCCAACAACUUCACCGACCACUGAACGAGAAGAGGGUUCUUCUACCACACUAUCUAAUAAAACAGAAACGAGUCCAACAACUUCACCGACCACUGAACGAGAAGAGGGUUCUUCUACCACACUAUCCAAUAAAACAGAAACGAGUCCAACAACUUCACCGACCACUGAACGAGAAGAGGGUUCUUCUACCACACUAUCCAAUAAAACAGAAACGAGUCCAACAACUUCACCGACCACUGAACGAGAAGAGGGUUCUUCUACCAAACUAUCCAAUAAAACAGAAACGAGUCCAACAACUUCACCGACCACUGAACGAGAAGAGGGUUCUUCUACCACACUAUCCAAUAAAACAGAAACGAGUCCAACAACUUCACCGACCACUGAACGAGAAGAGGGUUCUUCUACCAAACUAUCCAAUAAAACAGAAACGAGUCCAACAACUUCACCGACCACUGAACGAGAAGAGGGUUCUUCUACCACACUAUCUAAUAAAACAGAAACGAGUCCAACAACUUCACCGAUCACUGAACGAGAAGAGGGUUCUUCUACCACACUAUCCAAUAAAACAGAAACGAGUCCAACAACUUCACGGACCACUGAACGAGAAGAGGAUGACGAUCAUGAAACAUUUUAUACACACGAAGAUAAUUAUCCCUAUGAAUAUUAUAAUAUAGAUCCGAACGAUUUUACUCCAGAUAAUUAUUGCGAAUUAGAACAAAAUUCAGAAGAAGCUAUUGACACCUCAGAACCUGAAAAUUUUCAUACACAGGCCUCAAUAACCGACAAACCGAAGUAA
Molecule: messenger RNA, 1848 nt
Organism: Pieris napi
Lineage: Eukaryota; Metazoa; Arthropoda; Insecta; Lepidoptera; Pieridae
Product: mucin-5AC-like
Exons: 3
Coding region: 1-1848 (615 amino acids)
Source: RefSeq, a predicted model, not a curated record